UGAGAUAUUUGUAAACAUUGAGACUUUAUUUCGCAGCUACAUGAAUUCAGAGAACAAUCGUGUUGACAUUUUCAGAACUGCUUCAAAGCAACCUGUUAGGCAUAAUGUUCAUGCAGAGGAGAGAAUAGAUGCCAAAUGAGUAAACAGUCAUCUUUGUCAAGCAGAGGGGGAGUUGGAGAGAUUUCCAACCUGACCUUAUCACUGCAUGGACCAUUCACAUGAAGCAAUAAUGAAGUUGCAUAGAACACGCUACUUAAACGUCAGCCUACUUCAUGUUCGUUUAUCAUACCCAUGCUCACACAGUGUCUCGUACAAGGAAGCCACCACAUCAUUACAACCAUUAAUAUCUCAACGCAGUUUAAACAAAAGUGCAAUGAACUCCACAGAUGCCAGUGCUUCCAACACCACUGUUCUGCCAAAUGGGUACAGCGCAAUGAACUCCACUAAUGCCAGUGCUUCCAAAACCACUGUUCUGCCAAAUGAGUACAGUUACACCUUGCUGUCCAUGUACACUGUGGUCCUUGUUGUCGGCAUCUGUGGCAUCGCACUCACGAUUGACAUCUUGAAGUCCAAUGUGCGAUCUGUCACGACCAUGGCAGUGCUCAACUUGAUCGCCGUGCACAUAUUGUUCCUGCUGACUGUUCCCUUUCGCAUGUACUUCUACGCCUCAGGCCACUGGAAUCUAGGACCCGACUUUUGCAAGUUCAUCAGCAUGAUGAUCCACGCCCACAUGUAUAUUGCUUUCAUAUUCUACGUCGUCAUCCUGGCCGUGCGGUUCAUCUCCUUCUUCAAGAAAAGGGAUAAACUGGAAUUCUACAGGAGACUCCAUGCUCUGAUUGCCAGCCUGACUGUGUGGGUUGUCAUCCUGGGGCUGAUACCUGUGACUGUGAUGAAGUACGGCACCGACAAUACAGCCGACAGCAACCAGUGCUUUGUAUUUGGAGACGCCUUGAAGACCCCAAGUGUAGCCAUUAUAAACUACCUGCUUUGUGCCGUGCUGCUGUUGGUGACUUUUGUCUUCCUGGCUAUUGAGCUUUGGAUACUAGGGAUAGUAUACAAGAUACAUGGCAAGACUGCACUAAAUCACCAAGAGUUCUGGGCACAGGUGAAAAGCCUGUGCUUUGUGAUGGUCAUAUUCAUUUGCUUUGCCCCUUACCAUGCAUUCAGGAUUUACUAUGUGACAAGGUUUGUGCAUGAGAAGGACGAGUCAAGUUUGAACCAACUGCAGUUUAAGAAUGAGAUUUUUUUGGCUGUGACAGCCUUCAGCUCUUCUGACAUGCUAAUUUUCAUUAGCAAGAAAUGUUGGGGCAGCCUUCUACCUCAGCGUUGUAUUUGCUGGUAGUGUGACUGGGAUACAUAUUUUGUGUCCAUCAAAACAAAUAUACAAACAAACUCAAAACAAAAAAAUGCAGGUCAAUUGUGCUGAUUUGGAAUGUCAAAAAAGUCAUGCUAAACUUUGGAAAUAUUAUAUUCAUAAGAAUCUCAUCUACAACAUCACACAUCACAACUUUGACCAGACAAAAUACUAAUACUAAAGUAAUACUUUAGCAAUCGCUUGCAAUUAGGGUGACCAGAUGCAAACAGAUCAAAUAAUGGGAUGAGUAGUACGUUUGUGUGGGACCAUGUGGGGCAUCUUACAUAAUGUGUAUCUAACUGAAGAUUUGUAUUUGUAGAUUGUAUCCUGCCUUUUGGCUCGUAAACACCUGUACUUUGUCUUUCUCGUCGAUUCCACAGCAAUCAGCUGUCAGUAAUCAGCAAUUAGGCCAUAAAAAAUAGGUGAGGUUUUGCUAUUAAAACGUCUGGCGUCUCAGGUGUUGUUAUCAAGUGGCUGAAAUCAUACUUACAAGACAGGAGCUUUUUUGUUGCAGUUGGCAACCUUCUUAACAAAAAAGGACUUAAAGCAAAGGACACUGUCAGAAAUCUUGAUGUCCUCUUAGACAGUGAUCUAAAUUUGAACAGCCACAUGAACGCAAUUACUAAAUCUGCAUUCUACCAUCUCGUUCUACCAUUGCCAAACUUAGGGGUUUUAUGUCAAAAGAUGACUUGGAAAAACUAAUUCAUGCCUUUAUCUCCAGUAGGGUUGAUUACUGCAAUGGGCUGUUCACAGGCCUUCC
Molecule: messenger RNA, 2114 nt
Organism: Clupea harengus (Atlantic herring)
Lineage: Eukaryota; Metazoa; Chordata; Actinopteri; Clupeiformes; Clupeidae
Gene: gpr141c
Product: G protein-coupled receptor 141c
Biological process (GO): G protein-coupled receptor signaling pathway
Cellular component (GO): membrane
Molecular function (GO): G protein-coupled receptor activity; oxysterol binding
Source: RefSeq, a predicted model, not a curated record